AUGUCGGAUUACAAAAUUGCAUCUAAAGGAAAGUUAAGUUUCAAAGGUGAUAAAUCUUCCAGAAAGAAGAAAAAGCGUAAGGCAGAAGAGUCCCUCGAGGAAGAAGCCAACAGAGAAGGUUGGGUUCGUGUCGCGACAGAGGAUGACCUCAUCGGUCCCCUAUUUUUCAUAUUCAACAGUGAACCACUUUCCUGUCUUUAUUGUUCCGAGAAAGAUAACACGAUCGGUGUUCGUUCUCUACCCCCGAACCAACAACUUAUAGGUGGUGAACCAGAAGAGGUAUCUUCGGUUUUCGUGGGUGCCAAAGUUGCUGGUUCGGAAUCUCGCAUCACCUUGAAAACUUUUUCGGGAAAAUAUCUAGCCUCCGACAAAUUUGGCAUAAUCACAGCCGAUCGAGAGGCCAUUGGCCCACAGGAAGAAUGGACACUCGUUAUAAGGAAUGAUGGGGUGGCAUUACAGAGUUAUUAUGACAAAUUUUUAAGCGUUGACGAGAUUGCCGAUGGCGGAUUCAGGUUAAGAGCGGAUGCGGAGUCAAUAGGAUUUUGCGAAACUUGGAUCGUCAAGUGUCAAGCGAGAUUCCGCAAGAAAGCAAAGAGCGAUAAGAAGGAGGUCAGGAAAAUCGAUGAACUUGAAAUUGAACAGAUAAAAAAAUACCAAACCUGGGGUGGAGGUAGAAUCAAGACCACCAAGGAAGAUGUAACUGAAUUAAGAAAGGCAAAAAAAGAAGGGAAAAUGGCCGAAGCGUUACUUGAUCGUCGUGAAAAGGUCAAAGCUGACCGUUAUUGUAAAUAA
Molecule: messenger RNA, 792 nt
Organism: Acaulospora morrowiae
Lineage: Eukaryota; Fungi; Glomeromycota; Glomeromycetes; Diversisporales; Acaulosporaceae
Source: the annotation of a GenBank genome assembly